AAUGUCUGAAACAGUAGUUACACAACGAACCAACUGCUGUUCAAACCUGAACCCAAAGAAAGUUAGAGAAGACUUCAAGGAGCAAAAACUUCCAGCAUGGCAGCCUUCGUACAACAGUGGAAGCAUAGCAAUUUCAUUUCUGAUCAUUGCGAUUUUUUUUCUCAUCUUUGGAAUUAUUAUUACGGUGGAAGAAGUGAAGGUUGUUGAAGUGGAGUUUGACUACACAGACUGCAACAAUUGCGACCAAGUCGAUUUCUCAGUCAAUGAGACCGGGUGUGUCUCGUGUAAUUGUAGCAUCUCUGUAAAUAUUGGCGAGGACAUUCCGAAGCCUGUGUAUGUGCAAUACAAACUGGACGGAUUCUAUCAGAAUCAUCGAAGGUACGUUCUCUCUCGAGAUGACGUGCAACUGAGAGGUGACUGGGAUAAGAAGCCCUCUGGGGACUGUGAUCCAUAUGGAACCAAUGAAAAUGGGCAGAAAAUAGUUCCCUGUGGCGCAAUUGCCAACUCCAUUUUCAACGACACUUUUGAACUCAGUACUUCAGACGAUGUUGUUGUGAAUAUGUUGAGAACUGGAAUUGCUUGGGCCAGUGACAAGGAUGACAAAUUCAAAAAUCCUGACGGCUGGAUUGAAAUGCUACAAGCUGACCCAAGUAACUAUGCCAGUCCGCCUAAUUGGUGUGGCAGAACCCUUGUGACAUUGGACGUGGACGACGAAAGCAACAAUGGUCUGAAAAAUGAGGAUUUGAUUGUAUGGAUGCGAACGUCAAGCUUGCCGACCUUCAGGAAACCCUGGCGAAGAAUCGACCACAGCCAGGAUGGGUUCCAGGACGGACUUCCCAAAGGAGUUUACAAUCUGACGAUCGAUUACAACUACCCGGUGUCUAGAUUCGGCGCCAGAAAAUCAAUAAUUAUAACCAACGCAUCGGAGUUCGGAACUCUGAAUGAGUUCUUGGGAAUCGCAUAUCUGCUUGUGGGCUGCGUCUCUCUUUUGAUUGCUGGGAUUUUUUUGGUUUUGAGAGUAAAAGGAGGGUUUGGACUCGCAAGGCCUCGAUAAAUAUCCCAGUUUGUUAAAAUCAUUAAUUUCAUUAUACCCUGAUUCUAUCGUCAUUAAUUAUACUUUGCGAAGCUGCAGCUAUUUCAAUUAUUUAGCUAUUACCAUGAAUGUCCAAUAACCGUCUUGAUUGAAUACGAAGUUCACUCAUAUCGUGAAUAAUUGUAUUAUUUUUAUUGUAUGCUUCUUUAUUUCGUCGAUGCUUCCUCAGAAAACGUGACAUAAGUCCUUAAAGAAGGCAAAGCUUGCUAUUAUGCCUGCAACGCAUAGGUUGGAAUCAUAUCAAAUUUAAAUUAAGCAAAACUGCGGUAAAUAUUUGACUGAUUAGUUUUAAUUUAAUUCAUGCUGACUGGGUUGAUUCUUUUUGCUGUAAAUACUUUUAAUUCGAUUAUCCGUAGCUGAAUUUAGAAAUCAGAUAUAUUUCUUUUUUUAUUGCCAAUAUUUUGAUAAUUCGGUGAAAUAUUUGUCGUUAAAUUGUACAGGAACGAAGUGAUUGUCUCAGGCCGCGAUGAUUGAUCCAUCCAUUGAAAGUGGGUGGAACUUUGUAUUCGGGUGUGUUUUAAUUUUUUCUUUUUUCCACGCAAAAUCAGGUGCUAUAAUUGUCCAAGUGUCGAAAAAAGUUAAUUUCAGUUUA
Symsagittifera roscoffensis is the source of this 1685-nucleotide messenger RNA. Its product is annotated as cell cycle control protein 50A-like. The transcript has 2 exons. The coding region runs from base 2 to 1054 and encodes 350 amino acids. Gene Ontology annotation, cellular component: Golgi apparatus; endoplasmic reticulum; plasma membrane. Lineage: Eukaryota; Metazoa; Xenacoelomorpha; Acoela; Convolutidae. The record is from RefSeq and is a predicted model, not a curated record.